Molecule: messenger RNA, 666 nt
Organism: Musa acuminata AAA Group (dessert banana)
Lineage: Eukaryota; Viridiplantae; Streptophyta; Magnoliopsida; Zingiberales; Musaceae
Product: large ribosomal subunit protein eL20z-like
Exons: 4
Coding region: 98-574 (158 amino acids)
Source: RefSeq, a predicted model, not a curated record
UCUAAAUCGGGGCGGGAGGAAGAGAAGAAGAUGAAAGAAGGCAAAAGGGGAGAGGAGACGGAGAGGGGUCACGACAAAAGAAAGGGGAGGGGGGAAGAUGAGCGAGGAGAGCAAGGACAAGCCGCAAUGCAGCACCUUCCAUGGCGCCUCCGACCACGCCCAGCCCGCCAGCAUCGGCUUCCCCCUGCCGGUGCCGCCGCCAGGCCUAACAAUCGCCCAUUCCCCCUCUCCUGCCUCUCCGGCCGGCUUAACCGCCGCUCAACCUCCCUUCCCUGCGCCUCCGCAGCAGCCGUUGCCUCCCUCUUACGCCCACGACUACCAGGCCGCCCCAGGUUAUGCACAUGUCGUUGAAGGAAGACCAGAGACACUGCCAAGCCUCCCUUGCUGCGGUUUGGGCAUCGGUUGGGUUUUGUUCAUAAUUGGAUUCUUUCUGGCUGCGAUCCCAUGGUAUGUUGGCGUGUUUUUUCUACUUUGUGCCAGAGUAGACCACAGAGAGAAACCAGGCUUAGUCGCUUGCACAAUUGCAGCUGCGCUUUCUGCAAUUGCUGCGAUUAUCGGUGGUGCAACCAGUUGAGCUGACGUGUGUGUGUGGCGAGAUUAAUAAAUAGUAAUGUGUAUGUAUGUAUGUAUGUGUCUGUCUUUCCAACUCGCCAUAUAGAAAGAAAG